AUGGCACAGCAUCGACCAGUGUUGAAUGUCAUUAAAUCUGGCACGUUUCGAGAAGGAGGCGGCUUUCAAGUUCGUCGGCCAUUCCCAACACACACGUUGAGCCAUGUUGAUCCCUUCCUGCUGAUCGAUCACUUGGGGCCAGUAACAUAUGGUCCUGGUCAAGCUGUUGGGGCUCCUGAUCAUCCUCAUCGAGGAUUCAUCACGGUUUCAUAUUUACUUCAUGGAGAGAUGAAGCAUCGAGACUCGGCUGGAAACUCUGGAAAGCUCAGUCCUGGAGACGUGCAAUGGAUGAGGGCAGGCUCGGGCAUCGUACAUAGUGAGAUGCCAAGUGACGAAUUUGAUGAAACAGGCGGAUUGUCUGAAGGCUUUCAAAUAUGGAUCAAUCUGAAGGCAGAACAAAAGUUCUUGCCACCCUUGUACCAGGAAUUCAAGGGAUCUAAAAUACCGAAAUAUGAAAAAGAUGGUGUAUGGGCUAAUGUGAUUGCUGGGAAUGUCUAUGAUUUGGAAGGAAUUGUUGUCACGGAUACUCCAACCGUUUACGUUCAUGUUAUCCUUCAAGCGGGUGCAUCAUUCAGCUACAAUGUGCCACACGCUCUCCAAAACAACUUCAACGUGAUGUGUUACAUCGCUUCUGGUGAGGGCUAUUUUGGUGGUGAUCCAAAGGACUCUGAAGGAACCUUUGCUAAAGAAGCCGAUCUAGUCCAAUUCUCUCGAGAAGAUAAAGGGGCUGCUGGCAACGAUAGCUCUGUUGUCGUAUAUAACCUAGAUUCAGCUUCCAAACCUCUAUCAUUUCUGCUACUUGGUGGACAGCCAUUGGACGAACCUGUGGUCAGAUAUGGACCGUUUGUGAUGAAUACAAGAGAGCAAAUUCAGCAAGCCUUCCUUGAUUAUGAUGACGGCAAAAUGGGAUUGAUCAAGGCAACUGUGGUCUCGUGA
Molecule: messenger RNA, 936 nt
Organism: Synchytrium microbalum
Lineage: Eukaryota; Fungi; Chytridiomycota; Chytridiomycetes; Synchytriales; Synchytriaceae
Exons: 8
Coding region: 1-936 (311 amino acids)
Source: RefSeq, a predicted model, not a curated record